UUCAGUUUAGACGUUUUAUUGCUUGGAUCACAGUAAAACUCCAACAACAAGACUACCACAUUAUUGUAGUCUCAUUCUCAGACCAAAAUAUAAUUCCUUUCAUGUACGCUGUCGAUGUGCUGUCUUUGUCAAUUGUUGGAGCAACCGAGUGCGAGUCGCCGGUAGGGUAUUGUGUCUCGUUGAAUUGUCGCCAGUGAGCGGCACGGUGCAGCACCAUGCUUGCCAAUCGGACUCUGCAUCAUAGUGUGGCUGAGAACUGGAGAAGUUGCCCUGAGUCUGAGAGUGGCUAAACCACUACCCAUCGUCUAGUCGUCUCGCAAUUGCUGUUCCUGUGCCUGUGGUGUCCCGAGUUUGAUAGCCAGGUGCCAACUUGAAACUGGCAGGAUGAGUGGACCGCCGCCACACAAGCUGCAGUAUCCGGCGCCUCCAAGUGAGGAUGAGGAUCCGAGCGAGAUGGUCAUUCGCAAGAAUGCCCUGGCCCGGGCUGCUCGCAAGGCUAACGAGGACAAGGAGAAUCUGGAGAAGAUCAACCGCCGCAUCAACCUGAUUGUGAGCCGUUACAAGCGUAUAGCCGACACCAGCUUGGAGUACUUAGAUGAUGCUGAAGAGCUUCUUGAAGUGCUGAAAGACCCUGUGAAAAGGAAGAAGUAUGAGGAGCAGAUCAUGGUGGUCGUCAUCGGAGCUGCGGAGCGAAAUCUCCAGCAGAAGUCCGUGGUUCUCUCUUCGCUGAAUGAGUUCUUCACGGGAAGUGCCGAGGCAUUGAAAUCAGACACAGAGUUGGACAGCGACGAUGACACUUGGGAGGCUGAUGGUGUUCCAGACGCCAGUCACUUGGCAGUAGAUGCCCGAUCUCAGCUCUCCAGUGCUACCCAGAAACUGCAGGACAUCAACCUGUCGUACGCCAAGAUGCUCAAGCUGCAGCAGGCGUUCCCAGAUAGCAAAAAGGGACGGAAAAAGCUGGAGAAAGCUCUGCUGACCGCCCAGGAUGAAGUCCAGCAGCUGCGGGGUGGUAUGGCACAGGUUAUGGAAGACCUAGACAAGGCGAAUGAGCAAAUUGAUCAGUUCGAACAAGAAAAAGAGCGGCACGGCGAAGAAGUAAAAAGACUGCACGAUGAGAUGAAGGAGAGCAAGAUGCUUAGUGCUGCGGCGAAAGACAAAGAGGCCGAGUUGCAGACGAUGAAGUUGAAGCUCAGGACAGCUGAGGAGAAACUCCUGACUGCGGGUGGUCAAGCCAAAAUUGAACAAAUGAACGCUCACAUUCAGGAUUUGCAGCUGGAGGUGCAAGCGGAGAAGCAGUGUCGAGAGUCGUUCCGGGAUGCCAUGAUGGAUGAUCAUGGCAGAGAGAUGGAGAUGGCAAGGACAGAGUUUCAGGAGAAGAUGCGCAUCCUCAUGGAUGAACGCGAUCAGCUCAGCCACAGGCUGCAUAAGUUCAUUGAUGCAUCAGAGUUCAGUGAACGAUCGAGCGCUGCCAGCUUAGAUGGAGACCCUGAAGACCAGCCAGCAUCACUGUCAAGACUCAGUGGACAAUACCAAGAAUCCAGAGCAGGCAGUCAAGACGGUAGCAGAGCCUCUCGAGCAAGUGUGAGAUCUCAGAUUCUCGACGGUGCUGAUGCGGCUGGAGAGAUGACUUUGGAAGGCGACGGGCCUCAAGGAGCACAAGGGAGCACCACCAGCCUCCAUGACAGUGCAUCAACUAAGCUCGUCGCAAGUAGCCAUCCGAAGCUUCCAAGCCAAAGUACAGCGGAACUCCAGGCUAAUGUUCAACUGCUUACACAGAAGCUAGCAAUGGAGCAGGACAAGGUUCAAUCUGGCAAGAAGAAGUUGGCGGUGCUGAAGGUGCAGGUCGCUGACAGUAUGCUGGUACGCAAUGAACUGGAGCGGCGGCUAGAGCUGUCGCUGAAGGAAAACCAUACGCUGACUCAUCCGCAGCGCAGCACAGUCGGCGCUCAGUUCCCGAGCAAGCACACAACACCAGCGCAGAGUACCCACGACAUGGCGACAGCAAUCCAGGACAGGUCUGCAGAACGGCCGCCAAGCGCGUACUGCGAUGCCGAGACUCAAACCGAUCACGUCCAGCUAGUCUCCAUAUCGAGUCCUACACCUCCACCAAAGUCACCUGCCCGUUCGGUCAGUCCUGGCAACGGUGCUACCCAGGUAACACGGACACAGGCGAAGACACCAGCCUCAUCUCCGCGCAGUAAGAGCGCUGCUGUGCGCAGAAGAUCACCGGCCACUACCAACGGCACCGCGACCGUGGGCAUUGGUGGAAAUCUAUCGACGAAAUCGUCCGUGACCCUCGGACAGCACUAUGCAAGUCGUCCUGCCACCAGGAGUCGCAGUGCCAAGCACCUGGCAGAGCGACCGUUGGCGCCAAUGAGUGUGGUGCGGGGCUCCCAGGUCACCGUGGGUAGCGACGGCUCGGUCCAUCAAUUCGGCAUCGACGUCCCACUUCACGGUGGCAUCAGUGCAUCGAUAUCAGAACAGCUGGGUAUGAGUCAGAGCAACCUUACUGAGUUACUGCUGGAUGCGGACCACCCUGUAGUCAAGGACAUUGAAAGAAUCCGGAAUGCGAUUGACAGAAUGAAGCAUGGCCUGUCUGACAUGUUGCUACACCAAGGAUGGACUGAAGAGGCUAAAGAGUUGCGGAACAUCACAAUCAGUCGACUGAAAAUGGGCAGUUAUCUUGAAGAUUCAGUCCGCGAAAUACGAAUGAACAUUCACAAAGUACUUGAUCAGCUGUAUCGCAGUGUCCACCUAGCUUUAGAAGCCUAUCCGAAUGACAAGCUUGAUGUAUCCGCCAAUCUCCAUGAAGCUACAGCUGCAGUCAAGGAGCUAGCCGAGGAGAACAAUUUGAUGAACGACCACAUAGACUAUCUGAAGAAGCAGCUAUGGAUAAAGGAUGGACUGCUGGAUGGACGCACAACUCCAGACCGAGUUAUAAAAUUGCAGCGAGACGAGCUCGAUGAGCUCCAAGAGACCGUGAAAACACUACGCUCGCGAGAGCAGUUUCAGGCAAUGGAGCCACCAGCCUACCAGAAGCAGCCAGUGAAUGACUGGAUACUGCAUUUCACGAGGCAGGAUGCCAAGUGUAACGAGUGUACUCUGUAUCGGGGUGUCUUUGACAAGGUGAUCAGCCCGGAAGAAUACUCGGAAAUGGUACUUGCCAUGCGAGAGUACAACCGUCUUCCUGUUGAGAGACUUCAGAUACUCGCACAACGCCGGCUCCUCCGAGAGGCCAUGGAGAGAAACAAGGCAUUCAUUGCUGAGGAGAUGGCUUCGGUCACGUUCCAUUGUCAGGCCAAAGAAGUUCUUUUGAGAAGGGAAGCAGAGGCAAGCAUGAACAUGGUGUUGCAAAGGAGAGAUGACCGGCUCGCCAGGGAAGCAGCAGCAUUAUCUAGAUCAAGACAGUCUCUGGGCAAGGCGCUAUCUGAGAGGAUGCAGGGACUUGAAGACACUAGUGAUGUUCUGCUGGUACGGCCGGCGUUUGCUUCUUCCAUUCGUGAUCCAUCUGGAGCAAACAGGCGAGAGGCUGCUGUCCGGCUGGGCAUACCAUCGCCUAGCUUAUCCAGAGCAAGUGAGGGUGGCGAGGUUGAGCUUCCACCGCUGCCAGGGAAAGCGGAUGACUCCCGGCUCAAUCGCCCGCUGCGGACCAUCGGUGUAACGCCUUCAACGGUGGGUGCUCCGCCACCCACGGCUCAAGGCCAUCACCCGAACGAGGUGGAGAAACACCAUAAGAAACCUUCUCAGCGAGGAAAGGACAAUAAGCAGCGAGCAGGCGUACGGGGAAAGAAAGCUGCAGCCAGCACAGAGGAAGUGGUAAAGAUGUGGUGUCCUGAAUCGACCUUCCCCGAUAGCCAAGGGACUGAAGCCAAUGCGCAAAACCUGCCUCAGGUCAUGACUUCACUUAUUGAUGCUGACCAGAGGCGUUUCAGUUAUGAACUGUCUCUUCCCAGCUACUCCGGCAACUCGGCAUCUUUACCUGGAAAACAAUUGAGGGUGUACCGAUCCCUGACGCGGCCCUCGCAGGACAUAGACGCAUCUAAAUCCGGCAAGGAAAAGGGACAGCGCACGCCAAAUGCACCACCUGGGACGACGGCCGAUCUACUGGCGUACGCUCGCAAACGAUCGCUGCAACUCCAGGUCGACGGAAAGCACCCGAGGCACGCACGGUCGGUCACGCUGCCCCCGAUUCUCAGCGCACAGAUGGCAGAGGAGUCGGCCAAAGUACCCGUGAUGCGCGGCAAGAAACUGAUGCCUCCAGGAACUCAGUAACUUAGAUGGGCUGACUCAUGCAGGUUAAAACAUGUACAAGUGAUCGGGGCUUGAGUUCAGCCAACGACAAAGCGAAUUGCCUUUGUCUACAUUUAGGUGCUGUUUUCAAACACUCUUCAUUAGCUCCAACAAUAUAAUUUUCAGAAGUACAUAUACAUGUACAUUCCUGAUGCAUGGACAAUAGCUGACAAUCCUAAGUCAAGUAUAUUAUCUAUUUAAAUCCAGCCAGUCUGCUUCGAGAAAGUCUUUCGAUUUGAA
Sycon ciliatum is the source of this 4530-nucleotide messenger RNA. RefSeq lists its product as uncharacterized. The record is from RefSeq and is a predicted model, not a curated record. Lineage: Eukaryota; Metazoa; Porifera; Calcarea; Leucosolenida; Sycettidae. The transcript is spliced from 36 exons. Bases 385 to 4272 code for a protein of 1295 amino acids.